AUGCUGGUUCCCGGUCUUUCUAUCGUGGCCCUCGCGUUGGGCGCUGCAGCGCGCAACCCUCAUGGCUCGGCUCCUCAAUAUGACUUUGUCAUUGUUGGCGGAGGCACCUGCGGAUUGGUUGUGGCUAACAGACUUUCGGAACUGGAGAACAUCACCGUGGCUGUCAUCAAAGCUGGAGAUUCCGUGUUCAACAAUUUCAAUGUCACCAACUUCAUGAGAUACGGUCUCGCUUUUGGGACCGAAAUUGAUUGGGCUUACGAAACCGCCAACCAGACAUAUGCUGACGGACUAAAGCACAUCAUUCGUGCUGGAAAGGCCAUUGGUAGUACAAGUACAAUUAAUGGCAAAUUACCAUUUUCAAACAGAUUUAAGAAAUCCCGUAGUAACUGUCCCAGGAAUGUCCUAUACCCGAGCCGAAGAUGCUCAAAUCGACAAUUGGGAACGUCUACAGGUGUUGGUAAUCAGGGAUGGGGUUGGAAGGAUCUUCUACCUUACUACAAGAAAUCUGAAGACUUCCAGAUUCCAACAAAGCACCAAACAUAUCUGGGUCCCAAUUCAAUCACCAAUGACACUGUUUUCUCCAUUCUGAGUCAAACAAUAGGCAACCUUGGCGUGAAGCAUAACCCUGAUGCGAAUAGCAGCCAUAUGAUUGGCUUUAAUGACCACUCAGAUACUCUUAAUAGGGAAAGAAAUAUCCGCGCAGACACUGCUCGCACGUACUACUGGCCAUAUAAGUCUCGGUCAAACUUGAAGGUCAUUUCCAACACCCAAACAAACAAGAUUAUCUGGGCUGAUAACACCCAUAGCGAAGCGGUUGCUGUUGGAGUUGAAGUCUCCAAUGCUUAUGAAACAGAGAAUAUCUAUGCUCGAAAGAAGGUUAUCCUAUCAGCUGAUACGAUCAGAUCCCCACAGCUCCUUGAGAUACUUAGUGUUGGAAACCCCGAGAUCCUCAGCCGCUACAACAUCUCCAUAAAUGUGGCUCUCACAUCUGUAGGCGAGAACACUUAUACUGGUCUUGCAUCUUUCUCCGCUCUGAUUUCAAUCAAUCAGCUCUACGGCAACAAUGUCUCGGCCGUGAAAAGACAAAUUGACAGUACUAUUAGGGAAUACGCUAAGAUUCUGUCAAACAAGACCAGCGAUGCUAUGAAACCAGACCGUUAUUUUAAAUUUUUGAAGAUCCAACGCAAUCUGAUUUUCAAUUCUCUCGUCCCUUAUAUAGAGAUAGUAUUCGCUCCCCGUAGACAGGACUUCGUAAUUGAAUUGUUAGAUUGUAAGUCAUGUGACCCAUGUCAUACAUCUAUAGAUCUCCCCUCACUCUCUCCCUCUCUUUCUCCUUCUUCUUCUCUUUACGCAAUUCAGAGAUCUCCGUGCUACUCCUUCCUUUCGUCAGUAGUAGACCUCUAUCAUGAAUACUGGCCCCUCCAGCCAUUCUCGAGGGGAAGUAUUCAUAUACAGUCCAAGAACAUCUCUCAAGAACCGAGAAUUGACCCAAACUACUUCAUAUUUGAAAAAGAUAUCGAUGCUCAAAUCGACGCUGCGCAAUACAUUCGCAAGAUCUUCGAGACUACCCCAUUGACUGGAAUCGUGGGAGAUAAGCUUAUACCCAGCUCCAAGGUCCUGCCUCCCAAUGCCUCCAAAGCCACUUGGCAGAGAUGGGUCAAGGACAACUACCGGCCCAACUGCCACUUCGUUGGCACUAACAGCAUGCUCCCAAGAGAGAAAGGCGGGGUCGUCAGCUCUGAACUUCGAGUCUAUGGUACCCAGAAUGUUCGUGUUGUUGAUGCCUCGAUUAUGCCAUUCCAGAUCUCUGGUCACUUGAGCAGCACCCUGUACGCCAUUGCCGGGAAAGCCUCAGACUUGAUCAAGGACAGCUACCGCCACUAG
Molecule: messenger RNA, 1884 nt
Organism: Penicillium salamii
Lineage: Eukaryota; Fungi; Ascomycota; Eurotiomycetes; Eurotiales; Aspergillaceae
Source: the annotation of a GenBank genome assembly